Messenger RNA from Oryzias melastigma (Indian medaka), 1150 nucleotides. RefSeq lists its product as uncharacterized. The transcript has 8 exons. The coding region runs from base 151 to 861 and encodes 236 amino acids. Gene Ontology annotation, molecular function: calcium ion binding. The record is from RefSeq and is a predicted model, not a curated record. NCBI's taxonomy places the organism in Eukaryota, Metazoa, Chordata, Actinopteri, Beloniformes, Adrianichthyidae.
GACCCCUUGCGCGCGGACAGUCGGACGUGACGCAGGAAGUAGUUCAGACGUAUGGGAAGUGUGAAAGUAGUAGUAGUAAGGCGACAAACGGAGCUAGAUUUUCCUUCGAAAAAACUUAUAACCCUCGAGUUCAGCCGUCCUUAAAGUUCCAUGGCUUAUCCCGGAUACGGAGGGUAUGGGGCCCCCAUGCCUGGAGGCCCCAUGCCUGGAGGCAACAUGCCAGGAGGCCCCAUGCCAGGUGGACACAUGCCCAACCCCAUGUAUGGGCAGAUGGGGGGCGCGCCACCCCAAGGAGGAGGAUAUGCGCCAUAUGGUGGAGGCUACCCAGGCGCGUACGGUGCCCCGCCUCCAGCCGCCAACGACCCCAUGUGGAGUUACUUCACAGCCAUAGCCGGGCAGGAUGGAGAGGUCGACGCCGAGGAGCUGCAGAAAUGUCUGACUCAGGCCGGCUUCACGGGCAGCUACAACCCGUUCAGCCUGGAGACGUGCCGGAUCAUGAUCGCCAUGCUCGACAGGGACCACACGGGGAAAAUGGGCUUCAACGAGUUCAAGGAGCUGUUCGCCGCUCUGAACGGCUGGAAGCAGAACUUCAUGAUGUUCGACCAGGACCGCAGCGGGACGGUUGAGCCGCACGAGCUGUCGCAGGCCAUCAAUGCCAUGGGCUUCAGGGUCAGUCCUCAGGUCUUGAACGUCAUCAUCAAGCGCUACAACAAAGGAGGAAGAGUCUUCUUUGACGACUACGUGGCGUGCUGCGUCAAACUGAGAACGCUAACGGACCACUUCAGGCGCAGAGACACAAUGCAGCAAGGAAACGUCACCUUCCAGUACGACGAUUUCAUCCUGUGCACCAUGGCCGUCUAAACCUCGCCGCCGUUGCAGCAACAGCUUGUGUAACCUCAGUUGUAACGCUUUGGCGCCGUGUGAAAGACAUCAUUUAACCAGGUGCACUUAGAAUAUUUCCUUCUACGCCAGGGAACAGCUUUAAAUGAGGGAUUUUGUUAAAGGCCAGACUUGUUUGCAAUCCAUUUUUUAGCCACAAGGGGGCAGAAGAGCCUUAAAUCUCAAUGUACUGUGCCAUUUUGUCACUAAAUAGUAUGUAUUCCAAACACAGCCAACUAUGUUUUAAGUAAACACAUGACUCAUUGUGUAA